CCCGGGAUGGAGGCGGCGGCGGCGGCAGCGGCGGCUGCGGGCCGGGCCCUGCGGCGGCGGCGGGAGGGAGGAGGUGAGCGUCGCGCCUGCUGAGCCUCCCCAGACCCGCUCGCCAUGCCCGGAAUCGUGGUGUUCCGCCGGCGCUGGUCUGUGGGCAGCGAUGACCUCGUCCUGCCGGCCAUCUUCCUCUUCCUCCUCCAUACGACCUGGUUUGUGAUCCUCUCCGUGGUACUCUUCGGCCUGGCGUACAACCCCAACGAAGCCUGCUCCCUCAACCUGGUGGACCACGGCCGCGGCUACCUGGGCAUCCUCCUGAGCUGCAUGAUCGCCGAGAUGGCCAUCAUCUGGCUGAGCAUGCGGGGGGGCAUCCUCUACACGGAGCCCCGCGAGUCCAUGCAGUACGUGCUCUACGUGCGCCUGGCGAUCCUGCUCAUUGAGUUCAUCUACGCCAUCGUGGGCAUCGUCUGGCUCACCCACUACUACACCUCCUGCAAUGAUGUCACUGCCAAGAAUGUCACCCUUGGGAUGGUCGUCUGCAACUGGGUGGUCAUCCUGAGCGUCUGUAUCACCGUCCUGUGUGUCUUUGACCCCACGGGAAGGACCUUCGUCAAGCUGAGGGCCACCAAGAGGAGGCAGCGGAACCUGCGGACGUACAACCUGCGGCACCGCCUUGAAGAGGGCCAGGCUACCAGCUGGUCGCGCCGGCUCAAAGUGUUCCUCUGCUGCACGCGGACCAAGGACUCCCAGUCGGACGCCUACUCAGAAAUCGCCUACCUCUUUGCGGAGUUUUUCCGAGACCUCGACAUCGUGCCGUCUGAUAUCAUCGCGGGGCUGGUGCUUCUGAGGCAGAGACAGCGGGCCAAGCGCAACGCGGUGCUGGACGAGGCCAACAACGACAUCUUGGCCUUCCUGUCUGGGAUGCCCGUCACCCGAAACACCAAGUACCUGGACCUCAAGAACUCGCACGAGAUGCUUCGCUACAAAGAGGUCUGUUAUUACAUGCUCUUUGCCCUGGCUGCCUAUGGUUGGCCCAUGUACCUGAUGCGGAAACCCGCCUGCGGCCUCUGCCAGCUGGCCAGGUCCUGCUCGUGCUGCCUCUGCCCCUCCCGCCCCCGCUUCGCCCCCGGGGUCACCAUCGAGGAGGACAACUGCUGCGGCUGCAACGCCAUCGCCAUCCGCCGCCACUUCCUGGACGAGAACAUGAGCUCGGUGGACAUCGUCUACACCUCCUGCCACGACGCGGUCUACGAAACCCCCUUCUAUGUGGCUGUGGACCAUGACAAGAAGAAGGUGGUCAUCAGCAUCCGGGGCACCCUGUCCCCUAAGGACGCGCUGACAGACCUGACGGGCGACGCCGAGCGGCUCCCGGUGGAGGGUCACCACGGCACGUGGCUGGGACACAAGGGGAUGGUCCUCUCUGCCGAAUACAUCAAGAAGAAGCUGGAGCAGGAGAUGGUCCUCUCACAAGCCUUCGGGCGGGAUCUGGGCAGAGGAACCAAGCACUACGGCCUGAUCGUGGUGGGCCACUCUUUGGGGGCCGGCACUGCCGCCAUCCUCUCCUUCCUCCUGCGCCCUCAGUACCCAAGUCUCAAGUGCUUUGCCUACUCCCCCCCGGGAGGCCUGCUGAGCGAGGAUGCCAUGGAGUACUCCAAGGAGUUUGUGACUGCCGUGGUCCUGGGCAAAGACCUGGUCCCCAGAAUCGGCCUCUCGCAGCUCGAAGGGUUCCGAAGGCAGCUCCUGGACGUCCUGCAGCGGAGCACCAAGCCCAAAUGGCGCAUCAUUAUUGGGGCCACCAAGUGCAUCCCCAAGUCGGAGCUCCCCGAGGAGGCCGAAGUGACCGCCAUGGCCAGCAACCGCCUCUGGACCCACCCCAGCGACCUGACCAUCGCCCUGUCGGCCAGCACGCCCCUGUACCCCCCCGGCCGCAUCAUCCACGUGGUGCACAACCACCCAGCCGAGCACUGCUGCUGCUGUGAGCAGGAAGAGCCCACGUAUUUUGCUAUUUGGGGGGACAACAAGGCCUUCAAUGAAGUGAUCAUCUCUCCGGCCAUGCUCCAUGAGCACCUGCCUUACGUGGUCAUGGAGGGGCUGAACAAGGUGCUGGAGAACUACAAUAAAGGCAAGACCGCCCUGCUCUCUGCAGCCAAGGUCAUGGUGAGUCCCACCGAGGUGGACCUGACCCCAGAGCUCAUCUUCCAGCAGCAGCCCCUGCCCAGCGGCCUCCCGGGAACCACCAUCCACUCCCUGGAGCCUCCGCCAGCCGCCCAGAGGAGCAGCAGCAUCAAGAGCCAGUCCCAGUCCGAGAUCAGCCUGGAGGGUUUCUAUGAGACCAAGGCCUUGUCCCCCGCAAGGAAGGACCCGGUGGAGCUGCUGCUGCUCACCACCCAGGAGCGCCUGUCGGUGGAGCUGCAGGACCGGCGGGCCCCCCUCGCCACCAUGGAGAGCCUGUCGGACAAUGAGUCCAUCUACAGCUUCGACUCUCGCCGCUCCUCCGGUUUCCGCAGCAUCCGGGGCUCCCCGAGCCUUCACGCGGUCAUGGAGAGGGACGAGGGCCACUGCUUCUACAUCGACCCGGCCAUCCCGGAGGAGAACCCUUCCCUCAGCUCCAGGACAGAACUGCUGGCCGCCGACAGCCUGUCCAAACACUCUCAGGACACGCAGCCGCUGGAGGCCGGGCUGGGCGGCGGCAGCGCCGGGGGGAGCCCGCGGCGCCGCUCCAGCGGGGAGGAGGGUGGCUCUUCCCCUGCGCCGGCCAGGGGGGAGCUGACCCUGCACAACGGGCGGCUGGGGGAGUCGCCGAGCCCCCAGGUCCUGGAGUUCGCCGAGUUCAUCGACAGCCUCUUCAACCUGGACAGCAAGAGCAGCUCGUUUCAGGACCUCUACUGCAUGAUGCUCUCCGAGAGCCCCAGCGGUGACUAUGGCGCGCUGCCCAAGUCGGUGAGCGAGCAGGAGAUCCUGCUGCGGGCCCAGUACGAGCCGAACCUGGUGCCCAAGCCCCCCCGGCUCUUCGCCGGCUCCACCGACCCGUCCUCGGGCAUCUCGGUGUCCCCCUCCUUCCCCCUCAGCUCCUCGGGAGAGCUCAUGGACUUGACCCCCACGGGCCUGAGCAGUCAGGAGUGCCUGGCCGCAGACAAGAUCCGGACUUCUCCCUCCGGGCACCCGGCCAGCCCCUCCAAGCAGGAGGACCUCGUGAUCUCGGCCCUCUAGUUCUGGGGGUGGGGGGAGCUCGGACCCACCGCGCCAAGCAUGCAGCAGACCCGGGCCUGGGGUCGCCGUCCCCGCCUGACCGCCGGCAACGGCCGGCGGCGUCACGGAGGGCCGGCCGGAGUCCCCGGGCGCCCGCGCGGCUGGGGAGGGAGAGGCCGAGCUGCCGGCGCAGGAGAGUGGGAUCGCAGGGUCCGUUUCCCUACCUCAGCCCCAGUUGGUGACGGCUCCUGGGGUCCCCCGUGAGCCGGGCGGGGGGGCGAGCUGCCCGGGCGGCACCAAAGCCACGACACGUCUGGGAAGGGCCAGGAAAGGGCCGGGCGGCGCUUGGCCUCCCGUCCCCCUCUGCCCCUCCAGGAGCAGCCCAUCCAGAGCUCCUAGGAACGGUCAUUCGCUCUUCCCGUGGGCCCCGCCCCGGCCCCCACCAGGCUCGGGCCCUGCCAGCCCAUCUUGGUGCCCAGGGCCUGGGCGUAAGAAGGGGGGUGUCGUAGCAGUUGAUUUCUCUGACUGUUCCAUCUCCUCCCUGGCCCCCAUCGGCUGGCUCUCCCCGCCCCCCACACCCCUGGGUCGCCAGCGUAGGGGCUCGGCGGCCGUCACAAACCACGUGUUUACAGAAGCCAACGGGCUCAGCCGGGACCUUUCUGCUCUGGGCGACCUCGCCUGCCCUGCCCCGAGGCAGCUGGGGGCUCUCUGGGCAGGGGGCACCCGUCCCGGCUCCCCUCCCCCCCCGCACUCCUCCAAGGAAGGAGCCUUGUGGGCCCAGCUCCCUCCUCAGCCCCGGGACCCCCCAUUUAGUUGCACUCGCCCUGUGCCCCGUCCUGCUUCGAGGGGAUGUCCCAUUGAGGGGACCCUACGAGUUUGACCUGAGGCUUUGAGACGGACUUUCUGAAGGGAAGGGUCCCACAGGCUCUUGGGAGGACACUGGGGGGUCCCAGAACCUGGUAUCUCCGCACUGACCUCUCCCUCGUAGGCCCACUGGCUCCGGCCUCGGGGCUGCCCGCCGGUCCCUCUCAGAGGGCCGCCCCCUUCCCUCUGCACCCCCCAGCUGAGCCCCAGCUGCAUGGUGAGCUGUACCGCUUCAGAGAGGAGGGAAAGUGGGCAUGUGUGCUGCUUGCUGGGUUGUCCGUAGGCCUCCCUCCCUGCCUCCCUGCCAACUGCAUGCAUUCCCAGAGCUCAGGAUGCUUUUGGAGAGAGGGUCUUUGCCUGCUCCCCCCUCCCCCAGUGUCCAGACACCUUGGAUGCCAGUAUUUGAAACGAAACCCUUUGCUACCUCCUCCCCGCCCCGCGGCCGGGCCCCCUGCUCCAGGGCGCAGCUCUGGGUCCCUUUGAGAGGAACGCCGGAGCGCCUCCUGCUGGGAGGCCGCGUCCGUCCCCACUGCUGGCCCUCGCCCCCGUUAGCGGCAAGGGAAGGCGGCCCCGCCGCUCGCUGCCCUGUGAGGAAGGGGCAUGAAGGCCUGCUUGGGCUGCCUUAGAAAGGGACGUCUGGGGGCCCUCCCCACGGGAGGGUUCUGUGGCCUCCCUCAUGCUGCCAUACCCACAGAGGUGCCCAUCAGAGACUGAGCCUCCUCCCGCCACCAGCCGCCCCCCUCCGGGGGCAGGGCCAGGGGUAAGCCUGGUGUCUGUUUCCUUGCUGAAUCGGGGGGACGCCCGGGGAGAGGGUGAGGGGUGAGACUUUCACCCCCGGCCCUCGCCAGCCGGUACGGCCCGGCGGCUCGUGCAUGUGUGUGUGCCGGCCUCUCCCCUGGGGUCCAAGGAAAGGGCGGCAGCGCUGCCUCGCUCCCUCUGCUCGCCUUUCUCCCCGGCUCCUGGGGGCGACGGCCGUGGCGUGCGGCUGCCGGCCCCUCCGGGCUGGGGUAGAGCAUCUCCGUCUCUCCUCCCGACUCUGCCUCGGUUCCCUUCAAUGGAGCCUCUCUUUGGGAAUGGCCCAGAUGCCGGCCUCUUCCCAAAGAGGGCGUCAGGAAGCCAGCGAGUGAAGGCCGCCCUUGGAGGGGCCUUCCUCCCUUUGCCCCCUCCCCCAACCCCUGUUUUUCCUGGGCUUCCAUCCUGAGCACUUUGAAAGGAAGGGAACGUCCCAUGAUGCACCUGCGCAGUAGACCGCCGCGGCAGAAGACCCUGCCUGGGGGUGGGGCCCGGCGUGGCAGCUGCUGCCUCCUAAGGAAGAGGAAUGAGGCUCUACGCCUGCUCAUCCUCGCCCCCAUCCGCGCCCCCGGCCCACCUGCGGCCUCCUCCCUGCACGGAAGGGAGCUGCCGGGGCUUGGAAGGUUCCACUCCCACCAUAAGCUUGCGUCUGGGGGGACGGGAUUUAGUGUCUGUUGGAGGUAUCCUUCUCCACGGGAUCGCCUCCCCCCACACCCCUUGCCUCGGCCCGCCAAACUCUCGCCCCAGAGGCAGAGCUAGCUGGGUGCUCCAGAACCCCCGGCCUCCCCGACGCGCCUCCCCAAAGGCUGUAGCCACACCGUGUUACAGGGCCGGGUUGGCUGGUCCCGGGUCCCAAGGCUCCUCUAUGCUGGGGAGGGGCAGGUUCUCUCCCGAAGGGUCCCGAGAGCUCCGAGACACCGGGGCUCUGCCUCCAACAGAGAAGAACCUCUACGUGGAAGGGGUCACUCCAUUUUUCCCUGGACCAGCAGGGAGCCAGGAGCAGCCACCUCCUCCCUCUAACCCCUCCCUCGCCUCUAGCACAGUUCCCCUCCACUUUGCCCUCCGAUCCCUGCCCUCAGUGGCCCUGUGCUGCUUCAUUCUCCAGGGGCCGCCCGAACCCCCAUAUGCAAUCACUAAGGAAGCAACCAGGCCCCCCCUCCUCCCCGCCCGCCUGUGGCCCCCACAGACAGUCGCGCACUCCACGUGCCAUUCCCACCUGAUUUUUUUUGUAUCUAAUGUAUGAAAGAUCCAAACUAAUAAUGCUGUAAAAAAGGAGAGACAAAUUAAUAUAGCUUAUUCUAUAAAUCUAUCUGUAUAUAGAGGUUUCUGUAUAUUGUAUAGAGCUGUGUAUAAACUGGUUGUAGAAGCAG
Messenger RNA from Antechinus flavipes (yellow-footed antechinus), 6212 nucleotides. RefSeq names its product diacylglycerol lipase alpha (gene DAGLA). Gene Ontology annotation, biological process: lipid metabolic process. The transcript is spliced from 20 exons. Gene Ontology annotation, cellular component: postsynaptic membrane; dendrite membrane. Bases 115 to 3207 code for a protein of 1030 amino acids. NCBI's taxonomy places the organism in Eukaryota, Metazoa, Chordata, Mammalia, Dasyuromorphia, Dasyuridae. The record is from RefSeq and is a predicted model, not a curated record.